AUGUGUCAUGUGGAAUCCCCUGCCAGGACCAACUCAUUAGCGCGAAAGGCGUGCAAUGUGCCAUCUGCCUAUCGGUAUAUGAUCCGAAUAACAGCCAGCGCCCAGCUCCACUUGCGCGCGACUACUGUCUCGCUCCCGGUGUGGCAGCAACCCCAGCAGCAGCUCCGGUGGACCAUAUCCAUUGACUUGGGAAUUGGGAGCACAAGGCACAAAUACAACAGAGCAAAAGGAAAAAAUAUGAAAGAGAAGAUGGCGGCGAAUCGCAAGCGAAAGAAGACAAUCGAAAUGAUAGCAUCCGGCCUCGAAUCAGUAGUCAAGUGGAAAAUUAUUAUAUCAUCCAUAAUGUUGCUCCUGUUGAGCGAAACAAGUCACGUGCUGGCGGUGCGAAAGGGUCGCCUGAUGUCCCCGAGCACAUUCACUGCACUCAGCGGGGACCUGCAUGUGCAGAUUCAGUUCAAUGGAAACGACACAGAGCCGCCUGGCACGCCCCCCCACUUGAGCACCGACGGACGAGGGCCACAGCAGGAGCAGGAGCAGCAGCAGCAGCAGCAGGAGAGGGACUCCUUGACGAGCAGGAAUACCAUAAUGAGCACUUUAGUCAUUAGCAAAAUCAUUGAUGAGGUCGUGCCCUCACCGGAAAAGGACUUGGCGUCAGGGCACGGGCACGGGCACCACCAGCAGGACGAUGGCAGCAGCAGUGGCAGCAGAGCCAGCAGCAAUGGCACCCAGGUGCUGCUCCAGCGGAAGCGCAAGGAGGUGGUCCAGAACAUACCCCUGUUUCCGGAUCCACGCUUCAAUGUCACCCAGGUGACCGUGCCCUGUCAGACCUUCUUUCUGGGCGGCCUCUAUGAGAUGCAGGUUGUCAGCAACCUCAAAACCAUAUCGGAUGCACCCCCGGCCCCGGCCCUGGAUCGACGCAACCGCAGCGAGGCGGAUGGUGCGCCCAGACCCACACUGACGACGACCACCCUGGUGCCGGCCCAGGACGAGCGGCUGCAGCAGACCCUCGAUGUGCGGUGGCCCAGUGCCGAGAUGAUCGUCAGUCCGGUACGCCUGCGCACCUACCCCAAGGGCCCGGUGGAGGUGACGCUGCGCUUUCCCGAGGUCAAUUGCGAUGAAGCCCUUGUUGCCGGCAAGGUUCCGGGCCUGCCCGAGUUCUGGCUGGAGCUGAUCUACUGCGGCAAGGAGCGGAGCUGCGGCCUCAAUGUCUCCCGGUCCAGUGUGCUCUUCGCCGAGCAGGUGCGUGGUUUCCCCAAGCACAAGAGCCUGCAGCUGGGCUGCCAGCUGUUCGGUCUGGCCGGGAACUAUGCCGUCCAGCUGCGGCCCAUGAUAGCCGCCCAGAAUGUGCCCACCACCCGGCGGCAGCUCAGCGUGGACUGGAGCGACGAGUUUGUCUUUAAUGUCUAUGCCCGUAGCAUCUUCCCCUGCGAUCCGCACACGGGCAUCGGAGUGCUGUACGAGUAUCCCGGCUGCAUCCUGGAGCAGGGCGAUCGGGUGCGCCUCUACGCGAAGCUGCGCGCGGAUGUGGCUUCCCUGAAGCCACCCACAUCGCUGCACUACGUCGCCGAGCAGCGGGUGGUCAAGAGCCAGCACUCGCUGUACUUCUCCUGCGAACUAUUCUCCGAGAAGUACGUGGAGUACUGCUUCGUGUACGUCAGCCAGGCCAUAUCUGGCGCCGUGGCGGAUGUGCGGAUGGACUGCGUACCCACUUUGCCAGUCAGCGAUUCCGACACUGGUGGAUGGGGUCCGUGGAGCGAGUGGACAUCUUGCUCCACCAACUGCUUGGGAGGAACGCGUAAUCGCUACCGAUUCUGUGAUUCCCCACCACCGCGCUAUGGCGCAAAGUUCUGUGAGGGCCCCUCCGUUGAGACGGAAAAGUGUGGCAAGAGCAUUGCCGACACGUGGGACUGCAUCUACGAGACAUCCGGCACCACGCUGAGCAAAUCGAACAGCUCGGAGGUCAGUCAGGAGAUCGGACCCGGCUGUCGCUGUGGCUGCAUUGUGCACUUGGGUUCCUCGAAGCCCAAGCGGAUUAUAGCGGGAGCCACUCAAAGCUGCCCGGGACGCUCCUUCUGGCUCAUACAGGUGGACGGGGAGGAAACCAUCUCGCUUGUGUUGAGUUUCCUACGCCUGCCCUGCGCCUCUCAGUACAUCAAGGUGCGCGAUGGACCCUCGCUCUCAUCCACUUUGCUGGUGGAGCUGAGCGGCGGCGGCCUAACUCUCAAGGGAGCCGUUGGCGAGGGCGGCCACGUCUUCAGCCACAUUCCGGUGGCAAUCGAGUCCAGUGGCGGGCAGCUCCUGGUGGAGUUCUCAUCGGGAGAGUCGGCUAAUGCAUCCUCUGCAUCCCCCACAACUGAGGACGGAACAGCCGCCGCCUGUACCGGCGGAUUUAUGGCCAAUGUCCAGCAGCAGCUACCCGGGGCCAGGGGAUCCAACAACAGUACGACCCUUAUUGCGGCCACUAGAAUUUCCGGAAAGAGCCGCGCCAUCCACCAGAAACCGGCGAUGUCACGUCUGCGCUUCACCCUGGUCCACCUGAGUGCCAUGAUCUUUGCCAGCAUUAUCAUUCUGAUAAGCGCCCUGCUCGGGGCUCAGUACGUGGUGCGGUAUCGGAAAUAUCAUCUGGCGGUGGCAUUGCGGCAGGACGAAGGAUCACGCCUGCACACGCCUCGGGCCUCGCUCAGCUCGCUGCACGGACCGCCGUCGCGUGCCACAUCGACUACGACGCUCCUCUCCGAGGUCAUUUACCUGGUGAAGAUGCGACCCAAGCACCACCUGCGCCACUCCAUACUGCGGGAGAGCGUGGACGCCGAGAACUUGAACCUCGAGACGGAGUUCAAGGAUUCUGGCCCAGAUGGCUUGCCGGUCAAGGGGGAUCCCAUCCAAGAGCUUGGUAGCUCCGCCUCAAUGCUGACGUUGCGGAACGAACGAUCCUCGCCAGCGCGCUCACUGGAAGGGGAAAGUGUCGUCGGUUCGCCGUCGUCCGGUGAUGCCGUGCUGUCCUCCAAAGCGGACGACGAUGAAUGCUCACCGGAGGCCCGCAUGCUGCCGGCCAGCUGCAAGGACAGCGCCAAGGACUCGGAGUCCAUCAUAUCGUCCGGCAUGAGCUCCCUGUGCAACAGUCCGCCGAUGAACAGCAAGCGGAUGAGCAAGUACUCGGAUCGCUACGAUGCGGUCACCCUGAAGUUGCUCUCCUCCCGUCUGGACGAGAGCCUGCAGGAUGCCAGCUCCCUGCAUUCCGUGUCCGAGUCGCUGCGAAUGGGUCGCCUGGGCUCGCGGAGUGUCAGCUCUUCCCUGACGAAUGGCUGCUACUCUCCCGCCGCCAGCGUGGUUAGCACUGCUACCAUCCGGACGACCAGCAAUCCCAAGGAGUCCAAGGAGAAGCAGAACCGCAGGAAGCUGCUGGCACGGCCCGGGUCCGAGUUCUCGUUGGGGAAUCAGGAGGAGCUCGAGCUGGACUACUACGACUACAACGUGAUUAAUGCAGGCGCCGCACCAGGCUCGUAUCUGGGCAUGGAUCCGGCCUACUUGGUGUGGAUACCGCCCUUCGAGGAAGUGGCCGAGCGGGACGACGAAGACAAGACGCCGGAGCCGCAGCGGGAGGAGGCAGAGCCGCUGUACGAGGAGAUCCAAAUGCCGAAGUACGGCCACUAUCUGAGUCCGGCCAGCAACACGGAGUCGAGCAGAUCCCAAACGGCGGACAACACGCCCAGCUCGGAGGAGCGAUCGCCGCCGAACAGUGAGCGCCCCUCCAAGGCCACCUCCCCCUGCGAGACGACAACGACUGUCCCACAGAAGAGUGGGAAGCAGCCCACGCCGUACAUGUCCCGCAAGCAGCGACGUCACUCCAAGCAAAGAUUCCUCUCGACGUGUUCACUGGGCACUGGCGCAGCCUCAGAGCACGAGAUCCGCACCGUGAGGACUCAUCCCAGUGAGAUUGCCGCAGUGCAUCAGAAGCUGGAAGCCGACACGGAUCCCAAUGAAUCGAUGACUGGGUCGUAUGUGGAGAAGGAGACUGCCUGCGAGAAGUCGACGAACGAUCUGCAGGAGUUCCUGGCACUGGAUGACAUCCAAUUCGCGGACGAGAGUGGCAGCGACUAUGAGACGGUCACGCUGAAGCAACUGACAGCCACAACGGAGUCCAAGAUGGGACACGAGGAUCUUCAAUCGAAGCUGCGCUCCAAGUCGAGGGAGGUGUCCGUGUAACGAGAGUAUUAUGUAUAUAGAAA
Molecule: messenger RNA, 4229 nt
Organism: Drosophila obscura
Lineage: Eukaryota; Metazoa; Arthropoda; Insecta; Diptera; Drosophilidae
Gene: gogo
Exons: 9
Coding region: 1-4206 (1401 amino acids)
Cellular component (GO): cell periphery
Source: RefSeq, a predicted model, not a curated record